Oryza sativa Japonica Group (Japanese rice) is the source of this 1723-nucleotide messenger RNA. Lineage: Eukaryota; Viridiplantae; Streptophyta; Magnoliopsida; Poales; Poaceae. The record is from RefSeq and is a predicted model, not a curated record.
AAAGCAAAGAAGACUAGGCAAGGGGGAAAUACAGAAGAAGGAAUCCAUCGACUACUAGUCGUCGUCCUCUUGCGUUGGAGUUGGGACCAAAGCGAAGGGAAAGUGGAACAGCGCUCGCGGGUUGCGCUUGCGCCGGCGAAGAAGCGCGGCGGACGCCAGAUAAAGCCCUCCCUCCAUUGACAUCAACAUGGGUGACAAUCUGAUGGAUAAGGUCAAUGCCUUGGGUGAGCGGCUCAAGGUAAGUGGGGCAGAAGUUAGCCGGAAGAUGUCAGCUGGUGUCAGUAACAUGAGUUUCAAGAUGAAAGAAUUCUUCCAAGGCCAGAACAUGGCGGACAAGAUAGUCGAUGAGGCCACGCUGGAGACCAUGGAUGCUCCUGAUUGGGCCACCAAUCUUGAGAUAUGUGAUAUGGUUAACACUGGAAAUGUCAACAGCAUUGAGCUGAUCCGUGCCAUCAAGAGACGCAUCAUGUUGAAGAAUCCACGAGUGCAAUAUCUUGCUCUUGUCCUCCUUGAGACCGUUGUGAAAAACUGCGAGAAGGCUUUCUCUGAGAUUGCUGCUGAGCGGGUCCUUGAUGAGAUGGUAAAACUGAUCGAUGAUCCACAGACUGUAGUCAACAACAGAAACAAGGCACUUAUGCUUAUUGAAGCAUGGGGAGAGUCAGGAGAUGAGCUCCGCUACCUUCCGGUGUAUGAAGAGACUUACAAGAGCUUAAGAUCAAGGGGAAUUCGCUUUCCUGGGCGUGAUGAUGAGAGUCUGGCACCAAUAUUUACUCCUCCCCGUUCAGCACCUUCAGCUGAACCAUAUUCUGCUGCAGCACAGGAAGGGUAUCAAGAAAUUCCAGAUGAAAGUUUUGCGCCAGUCCACGUUGUUCCUGCUGUGCAAGUCAAUGAAGCUUUUGAGGUGGCUCGUAAUAGCGUUGAACUUCUUUCCACGGUGCUUUCUUCUUCUCCACAAAAAGAGGCUCUCAAGGAUGACCUGACUACCACCCUGGUUCAGCAAUGCCAACAGUGUCAGCGCACCAUCCAGAGAAUCAUUGAGACGGCUGGUGACAACGAGGCUCAGCUCUUUGAGGCAUUGAGUGUCCACGAUGAACUUGAGAAGGUUCUCUCCAAGUAUAAAGAACUCAAGGAACCUGUUGUUGCAGAGCCUGAGGCAGAGCCAGCCAUGAUUCCAGUCACCGUGGAGCCAGAGAACUCCCCCCGCACUAAAGAUGGCACUGUAGGGAAGCGAGCAGGUUCUGGUGCUGAUGAGUUGCUUCAGGAUCUUGACGACAUGAUAUUUGGCAAGAAGGGCGGCACCUCAUCUCAGCAGGACAGGAAGGAACAAAAGGACGAUUUCAUCAGUUUCUGACCACCAGAUCCAGAUACAGCAGGGCCGCAGGGAGACACUUGAUAUGGAUUUGUGUGAUAUGCCCAUCUUGCUUGAAUGUAUCCCAGGGAUUUUGUUUGGUUUAAUGUCUUGGGCAUGACUAGUUUCUUGCUGUACAGGAAUAGAUAGAUGUAGCAGUCCCCCUUACUGUGUCAAGCCAGUCAGAUUUUGGCUCAUGACUACUAUCAGUGUCAGAGGUUUCAUUACUUGCUGUACGCUCGGUGAAGGGUUUGAUGCUGAGUUUUUUUAUGGUACAUUCUACUGCUAGUAUAUACUACCAGUAUAUUUGAUUUGACGGUGUAAAUUUAUCUGAUUUCCCUCCUAAUUAUACUGCAGUAUAAAUUGAAUAGGGUA